Messenger RNA from Cygnus atratus (black swan), 2246 nucleotides. It is a transcript of the gene CFAP52, whose product is annotated as cilia and flagella associated protein 52. Lineage: Eukaryota; Metazoa; Chordata; Aves; Anseriformes; Anatidae. Gene Ontology annotation, biological process: cilium assembly. The transcript is spliced from 14 exons. Gene Ontology annotation, molecular function: protein binding. The record is from RefSeq and is a predicted model, not a curated record. Bases 7 to 1860 code for a protein of 617 amino acids.
GAGGCGAUGGCGGCGCCCGAGGGCAGGGAGGCGGCGGGGCUGGAGCUGCGGGCGGCCAUCGGCUUCAACGGUCAUAUCCCAUUUGGCCUGAUCUGCCACCCCAACAAGGAGCACCUUCUCUACCCGCUGGGAUGUACCGUGGUUAUUCAAGACAUGGCCAGCAAGAAGCAGGUGUUCUUGCACGGCCACACCAACAACGUCUCCUGCAUCGUUGUCUCAAGGAGCGGUACGUUCGUGGCCUCUGGACAAGUCACCUUUAUGGGCUUCAAGGCAGACAUCAUUUUGUGGAAUUUUUGGAAGAAGGAGUUACUUGCUCGGCUGUCCCUUCAUAAGGGUAAAAUCGAAGGACUAGCGUUCUCUCCAAACGACCUUUAUCUUGUGUCACUGGGAGGCCAGGACGAUGGCAGCGUGGUUGUGUGGAACAUCCUAACUAGAGAGGCUGUCUGCGGGAGCCCUGCCUCGGCCCGGAGCGCGGGCAAUGCAACCAUCGUCAAGUGCUCUGGAUGCAGAGACGAGAUGUUUGUUACUGCUGGAAAUGGGACCAUUCGAGUGUGGGAACUGGAUCUACCAAACAGAAAAAUCCGACCAACUGAAUGCCAGACGGGGCAACUGAGAAGGGUGAUCACAAGUCUUAAGAUAGCAGAUGACGAUAACUAUUUUUACGCUGGCACAUCGAGUGGUGAUAUCCUGAAAGUGAACACAAACAACAAGCUGAUGACUGAGUAUGGGCCCAAAGAGAAGUUUAGCUUGGGAAUCACAGCUUUGCUUUUGCUGAAGACAGGAGAUUUAAUAGUUGGCACCGGAGAAGGGAUCGUGGCUCUCUGUAAAGGGUCAAACUACAAAGCAAUGAAGAGGAUUCAAGUUCAAGGUGGUGUCACUUCCCUGACAUGCAGAGGCCAGGGGCACCAGUUCUUUGUGGGGACAGACAUGUGCCAGAUGUAUCGAAUUAACUACACCGCCUUUAAAGAGGAGCUGAUUGCUGCCUGUCAUAAUGAAGCCGUUCACGACAUCGUUUUUCCUGUGGGAACUUCUGACUUGUUUGCCACCUGCUCCAAAAAUGACAUUCGUGUGUGGCACACCCCAGAAAACAGGGAGCUGCUGCGGAUCGUCAUCCCCAACAUGACCUGCUACGCCAUAGAGUUCAUGAAGGAUGGCAAGAGCAUCAUUUCAGCUUGGAACGAUGGGAAAAUCCGUGCCUUCAUGCCAGAGACUGGACGGCUAAUGUAUGUGAUUAACAAUGCCCAUAGUUUGGGAGUGACAGCAAUUGCUGCUACAAAUGACUGUAAAAGGAUCGUUAGUGGAGGAGGUGAAGGGCAGGUGAGGGUCUGGGCAAUUGGCGAGAAAACUCGCAAACUGGAAGCAGUUCUGAAGGAGCACAUAUCUACUGUGUCUUGCAUUAAGCUUAAGAAGAAUGACCAAGAGUGUGUCACAGCCAGCCUCGAUGGAACAUGCAUCAUCUGGGACAUUGUGCGUUCUAUAAGAAAACAAAUGAUUCUAGCCAACACAUUGUUCAAAUGUGUGUGUUACCAUCCUGAAGAGUACCAGCUAAUCACCAGUGGGACAGACAGAAGGAUUGCAUACUGGGAAGUGUUUGAUGGCUCUGCAAUCAGAGAUUUGGAAGGCUCGCUGUCGGGUUCCAUCAAUGGGAUGGACAUCACAUCAGAUGGGGCAUACUUUGUCACAGGUGGUGAUGACCAUCUGGUGAAAAUGUGGGACUACAACGAGGGUACAGUGACUCAUGUUGGAGUGGGCCACAGCAGCAGCAUCACCCAUCUCAAGAUCUGCCCUGGGAACAAGUACAUCGUGAGUGUGAGUGCAGAUGGUGCCAUCCUGCUCUGGAAAUACCCGGACUUUCCCUAACAGCUGGCACAGGAGCUGCUGGGCUGCUUCUUCCUAGGCCCGUCCUAAAGGUCCUUUCUGCUUACAGAUAAGGUUGUUUUAAAGCAUUUGUACUGUUAGAGGAGAGAACCAUUUUUCUGCUCGCUGGUAGGAAUUUACCAGAUCCUUCGGAUGUCCUUUUUAGCACUGAAUGAAUAGGUCUGGUUUUUUUUUCAGCGGGGCUAAGAAUUUCCUCUUCCUCUUAGUUUGGAGUGAAAGUAUUCAUCACUUCUGAAAAUUGUCCCGGCUGUUGUAACACUGCUGUUUUGUUACUGCCACCUUUCCUGGCAGUCUCCUAGCCUAUUCUUGCUUGUAUGACUGCUCAUUUGUGUGCUCUCUCUCGCGUUCUUCCCUGCCCCCUUCUGUCC